Molecule: messenger RNA, 4577 nt
Organism: Panthera uncia (snow leopard)
Lineage: Eukaryota; Metazoa; Chordata; Mammalia; Carnivora; Felidae
Gene: PHC2
Product: polyhomeotic homolog 2
Exons: 15
Coding region: 712-3327 (871 amino acids)
Cellular component (GO): nucleus; PRC1 complex
Molecular function (GO): zinc ion binding; protein binding
Source: RefSeq, a predicted model, not a curated record
GCAGGCGGCGGGCGGGCGGCCUGACCCGGGAUCCGCGGCGCGGGGCCCGCGUGGGCACCCAGCAGUCCGGCCGGCGGAGCGACCGGCCGCGGCGCGCGGGGUGCGGGGACCCAGCGGCGACCAGGGCUGCGGAGCAGCUGCGGGGCCGGCACUUGCGGCAGGCUGCGGGGGGACCGGCUGGAGCACCGGCGCGCGCGCGCGGCUUCUCCGGGGCUGAGCCCCUUCCGCGCAGAGGCCCGCGCAGAGGCAGCCCGUGGCCUGGCGCGGCCUGCGUCCCCUGAGCUCGUCCCACAGAGUGUGAGGAGACCCUGGGGUCCGGCCUGACCUCGGCGUCCCCCACACAGCCGGGCCUGACAGCCCAGCCGCCGGCACUUUUGACCCUGAGUCACGCUGGGGCCCCUUGUGGGACGAAGGCGAGAUUGGUGCUUAGGGGGCACCGGCGGAGGGAACUGGGGACUGUCGGUGCUGGGAGGAGAGGACAAUCCCCUAAAGAAAAAUCAGGCCCCAAGAUUUGCCAGGUUUGAGAAGGAGGGAUGCCCAGGGAAGGCACUGGCCCCUUGUUUUCUGUGCUGGGUGAUGACCUGACACUCAUGGGCAAAGGUCACUGCCGGACACCUGGAUCGGGUCUGUCAUGUCCAGAGGAAGCGGCUGUUUUGCCAUCCGCCUGCUCUUCUGCCCUCAGAGCUCGCUGACCGUGCCAGCCCGCAGGCCAUGGAGAAUGAGCUGCCAGUCCCCCAUACGUCCAGCAGUGCCAGUGUCGCCAGCAGUGCCAACAGCGGCUGCAGCAGUGGCAGCAGUGGUGGGAGUGGCCGCCCUGCCGGGCCCCAGAUUUCUGUGUACAGCAGCAUUCCUGACCGGCAGACCGUGCAGGUGAUCCAGCAGGCGCUGCACAGGCAGCCCAGCACGGCGGCUCAGUACCUGCAGCAGAUGUACGCGGCCCAGCAGCAGCACCUCAUGCUGCAGACGGCAGCGCUCCAGCAGCAGCACCUCAGCAGCGCCCAGCUCCAGAGCCUGGCGGCUGUGCAGCAGGCAAGCCUGGUGGCCAACAGACAAGGGAGCACUUCAGGCAGCAAUGUGUCUGCACAGGCCCCAGCCCAGUCAUCCUCGAUCAAUCUGGCAGCCUCCCCAGCAGCGGCCCAGCUCAUCAACCGGGCACAGAGUGUCAACUCAGCGACAGCCUCAGGCAUCGCCCAGCAGGCCGUGCUCUUGGGUAACACGUCUUCUCCGGCCCUGACUGCAAGCCAAGCGCAGAUGUAUCUAAGGGCACAGAUGGCCCAGCCAGGUAACCUGGUGCAGGUAGCUAGGAGCCUAGGCGGCACUGUUCCUUUGUCCCCUCAGCUCAUCUUCACGCCCACGGCCACCGUCGCUACUGUGCAGCCUGAGCUCGGCACUGGCUCCCCCGCCCGGCCCCCCACCCCCGCCCAGGUACAGAACUUGACCCUCCGAACACAGCAGACACCAGCUGCAGCAGCCUCGGGCCCUACCCCCACUCAGCCUGUCCUGCCCAGCUUGGCCCUGAAACCCACGCCAGGUGGUAGCCAGCCUCUGCCUACCCCGUCACAAGGCAGAAACACCGCUCAGGGUUCCCCCGCAGGUGCCAAGCCUGGCAUAAGUGACAGUGUGAUGGAGCCACUCAAGAAAGGAGAUGGUAACAACGGUGUGCCAGGGAGCAUGGAGGGCCGGGCUGGGCUCAGUCGGAUGGUGCCCGCUGUGGCUACCCACCCCCUCGUCGCACCAGCCUACGCUCAGCUGCAGCCCCACCAGCUUCUCUCGCAGCCGUCCUCCAAGCACCUGCAGCCCCAGUUUGUGCUCCAGCAGCAGCCACAGCAACCAGCGCCACAGCAGCAGCAGUCACGGCUCCAAGCCCAGCCCCAGCCCCAGCUCGCCUCGGUCCCCCCAAGCCUGGCCCCGCAGUCCAGCCCCGAAGCCCAUGCCAUGCCACUAGGCCCAGUCACACCCGCCCUGCCGCUGCAGUGCCCCACGGCCAAUCUGCACAAGCCUGGCAGCUCUCAGCAGUGUCACCCUCCCACGCCAGAAGCUGGGCCUCACAAUGGAUACCCUGAAGGCCUGGCCCACACCCCUCGCAGGCUCCAGCAUGCUUCGGCUGUCAUCUUACAACUGCAGCCCGCUUCACCAGUGCCCCAGCAGUGCACCAUGGAUGACUGGAAGGAGGUGGUACCUGGGGAGAAGAGUGUGCCUGAGACUCGCGCUGGCCCAUCACCACAUCCCCAGGCAAUCAUCACGGCCAUGCCUGCAGGCCUGCCUGCCCCCAAGAGCCCUAGUGUCCAGCAGUCCCCAGCUCACGAGACAGGGCAGGGCAUUGUUCAUGCACUGACCGACCUCAGCAGCCCCGGCAUGACCUCAGGGAACGGAAAUUCUGCCUCCAGCAUCACCGGCACUGCCCCCCAGAAUGGUGAGAAUAAACCACCACAGGCCAUUGUGAAACCCCAAAUCCUGACGCAUGUUAUCGAAGGGUUUGUGAUCCAGGAGGGGGCGGAGCCUUUCCCGGUGGGACGCUCGUCCCUGCUGGUGGGGAAUCUCAAGAAGAAGUAUGCACAGGGGUUCUUGCCUGAGAAACUUCCACAGCAGGAUCACACCACCACCACUGACUCUGAGAUGGAGGAGCCCUAUCUGCAAGAAUCCAAAGAGGAGGGUACUCCCCUCAAACUCAAGUGUGAACUCUGUGGCCGGGUGGACUUUGCCUACAAGUUCAAGCGUUCCAAGCGCUUCUGUUCCAUGGCCUGUGCAAAGAGGUACAACGUGGGGUGUACCAAACGAGUGGGGCUUUUCCACUCGGACCGGAGCAAGCUUCAGAAGGCAGGAGCCACGACCCACAACCGCCGCCGGGCCAGCAAAGCCAGUCUGCCACCACUUACCAAGGAUACCAAGAAGCAGCCAACAGGCACUGUGCCCCUCUCGGUCACGGCCGCGUUGCAGCUGACACACAGCCAGGAAGACUCCAGCCGUUGCUCGGAUAACUCAAGCUAUGAGGAGCCCCUGUCACCCAUCUCAGCCAGUUCGUCCACCUCCCGCCGGCGACAAGGCCAGCGGGACCUGGAGCUCCCUGACAUGCACAUGCGGGACCUGGUGGGCAUGGGGCACCACUUCCUACCAAGCGAGCCCACCAAAUGGAAUGUAGAAGAUGUCUACGAGUUCAUCCGCUCCCUGCCAGGCUGCCAGGAGAUAGCAGAGGAGUUCCGCGCCCAGGAGAUCGACGGGCAAGCCCUGCUGCUGCUCAAGGAGGACCAUCUGAUGAGCGCCAUGAACAUCAAGCUGGGGCCGGCCCUGAAGAUCUACGCACGCAUCAGCAUGCUCAAGGACUCGUAGGGCCGGCCGGAGAGCCAGGGGUCUGGCCCGGGCUCCUCCUCCCGACUGAGCAGAGCCAGGCGGACGUUCCUGAGGGGCCCAGAAACGGGGCCAGUCGGAGGGAAGGGCUCUCCCUGUGGGGCGUGGCUGGUAAGGAGGGCUUGGCACCCCCUCAAUGGCUCUCAGGGGCCUUUCUUUCUGUGGGAGGGGCAGAGAGGUAGGUGGCGCAGAAGAUGGGGCUUUAUGCUUGUAAAUAUUGAUAGCACUGGCUUCCUCCAAAGUCCCAAUACUCUAGCCCCGCUCUCUUCCUCUCUUUCUGUCCCCCAUUUUCCAGGGGGCAUAUGGUCAGGGCUCCCCAACCUGAGUUGGGUUACUUCCAAGGGCAGCCGUCAGGCCUGGAUAGAGGCCUCGCGAGCCCUUGCCUGCCUUCCUCCCGCUUCUUUCUCCAGGCCUGGCUAACUCUUCCGUUGCCAGCUUCUCCCCCUUCAGCCCGUUUCUGAAGCAGCCAGGGGCUCUCCCCCUUCACCCUCUGCAGGUGGAGCGAGAGAAGCUGGGCCCGGUUCGGCCACGCCCACUGGCACAGACGCCUUAACGCUGUGUGUGUGACUGGAUGACUGUGUAGGAGCCUGGACUGACAGAUGGGCCCAGAGCCACCCUCUGGCACCUCCAGGUGUUCUGUAGCAAACAGCCACUUAGUGCUUUGUCCUGGACUCCACUCAGCCUCAGGAUGGGGAAUAGAAAAGGAGGGCAGCCUCUGUGCAGAGGGUUUUCCUUUCCAGAGUGGGCACGCUGUCUCCGAAGCCCUUCCCACACUGUGAAGUCCCCCCGACUGCCCUGCUGUGCCACGAACAGCAUUAAGGGAGCUGCUGUAGGCCGGGCGGGGCCUCCUGGCCUGCCCGCCCGCCCGCCCGCCCGCCCCAGGAGCCCCUGAGUGGGGGCCCAGAGAACGUCUGAGGGCAGAGAAGAGCCAGGGUGGCGUUGCCGCGAAGAAGGCAGCCUUGGGCCUCCAGUUCCCACACUUGUUUGCCUCUGGAACUUGCUAGCAAUUUGAGCUACCUGCGGAGGAGGCAGGGCAGGAAGGGCGAGGGCCUGCCUCUGACUUGCCCUGUCCUCGGAGGCUCCUGGGGGAGGAGCGGGGCUCUCCCUGGGAACAGGGUGAGCACCUUUCUCAGCUUGUUCUAUUCCCCACACACACCCCCAGGCAGGGUUGGAAAUGAAGGACUUUUUUAACCUUUUGUUUUCAUUUUUUAAAAAUAAAUCUGUAAAAUCUG